GAGGCGGCGCGGCGCGGUGCGGCGCAGGCGGGCGGCUCCACCUCCGCAGUUCCGACGCCCUGCCCUAGAUUGAUUUGCUGACGGAGAGUGGGGUCCUCUCCUCUGCUUCUCGCAGGAGUCGCAGUGCCCGCAGCAGCGGCCCGCAGCGGGACGCGGUCCCCGCAGCCCGGCGCGUAGGCGGGAUGUCGGUGGUGGGCAUCGACCUCGGCUUCCUCAACUGCUACAUCGCGGUGGCGAGGAGCGGCGGCAUCGAGACCAUCGCCAACGAGUACAGCGACAGGUGCACGCCGGCCUGUAUAUCUUUGGGAUCCAGAACUCGAGCCAUUGGAAAUGCAGCCAAGAGCCAGAUAGUCACAAAUGUAAGAAAUACAAUUCAUGGCUUCAAAAAGCUUCAUGGGCGAUCAUUUGAUGACCCCAUUGUGCAAACCGAGAGAGUCAAGCUUCCCUAUGAGCUGCAGAAGAUGCCCAAUGGAAGUGCAGGAGUUAAGGUUCGGUACCUGGAGGAAGAGAGGCCCUUUGCGAUUGAGCAAGUCACUGGGAUGUUGUUGGCUAAGCUUAAAGAGACCUCAGAAAAUGCCCUGAAGAAGCCAGUGGCCGACUGUGUGAUCUCGAUCCCGAGCUUUUUCACCGAUGCAGAGCGACGGUCCGUGAUGGCGGCAGCUCAGGUUGCAGGCCUGAAUUGUCUGAGGCUGAUGAACGAAACCACUGCAGUUGCACUGGCAUAUGGAAUUUAUAAACAGGAUCUUCCCUCAUUAGAUGAGAAACCAAGGAAUGUUGUGUUUAUCGACAUGGGACAUUCUGCCUAUCAGGUCUCCAUUUGUGCUUUUAACAAAGGAAAACUUAAAGUGUUGGCUACUACCUUUGACCCAUAUCUGGGUGGCAGGAACUUUGAUGAGGCUUUAGUGGACUACUUCUGUGAUGAAUUCAAGACCAAAUAUAAGAUAAAUGUCAAGGAGAACUCUCGGGCCUUGUUGCGGCUGUAUCAGGAGUGCGAGAAACUGAAGAAGCUGAUGAGUGCAAAUGCAUCAGAUCUUCCCUUGAACAUCGAGUGUUUCAUGAAUGACCUUGAUGUUUCUAGUAAGAUGAACAGGGCUCAGUUUGAACAGUUGUGUGCUUCGCUCUUGGCCAGGGUUGAACCACCUUUAAAAGCAGUAAUGGACCAAGCUAACUUACAACGUGAAGACAUAAACAGCAUAGAAAUUGUAGGAGGGGCCACUCGGAUUCCUGCAGUCAAGGAGCAGGUCACUAGGUUCUUCCUGAAAGACAUCAGUACCACCCUCAAUGCUGAUGAAGCCGUCGCCAGAGGGUGUGCAUUGCAGUGUGCGAUUCUGUCACCAGCAUUUAAAGUGCGUGAAUUUUCGAUAACAGACCUUGUUCCCUACUCAAUCACAUUAAGGUGGAAGACUUCUUUUGAAGAAGGGACUGGGGAAUGUGAAGUCUUCUCUAAGAACCAUCCUGCCCCAUUCUCAAAGGUCAUAACUUUCCACAAGAAGGAACCAUUUGAACUAGAAGCAUUUUAUACUAAUUUGCAUGAAGUGCCUUAUCCUGACCCAAGAAUUGGGAACUUCACUAUUCAGAAUGUCUUCCCACAGUCUGACGGUGAUAGUUCUAAAGUAAAAGUUAAAGUCCGUAUUAACAUCCAUGGAAUCUUCAGUGUGGCCAGUGCAUCAGUGAUCGAGAAGCAGAAUCUGGAAGGCGAUCACAGUGACGCUGCUAUGGAGACAGAAGUCUCAUCCAAGAAUGAAAGCAAAGAUGACGUGGACAAAAUGCAAGUUGACCAAGAAGAAGGAGGUCAUCAAAAAGGUCAUGCUGAGCACACCCCAGAAGAGGAGAUUGACCACACAGGGGCCAAAGCGAAGUCACCUCCUUCAGACAAGCAAGACCGCAUAAAUCAGACUAUUAAAAAAGGGAAAGUCAAGAGUAUUGAUCUACCCAUCCAAAGUAGCCUGUACAGACAACUGACCCAAGAUCUUCUCAAUAGCUACAUUGAAAAUGAGGGGAAGAUGAUAAUGCAGGAUAAGUUAGAGAAGGAAAGAAAUGAUGCUAAAAAUGCCGUUGAAGAAUACGUCUAUGAUUUCAGAGACAAACUGGGCACUGUCUAUGAAAAGUUCAUCACUCCAGAAGACAUGAAUAAACUAUCUGCAUUAUUGGAAGACACAGAAAAUUGGCUUUAUGAAGAAGGAGAGGACCAACCUAAACAAAUUUAUGUGGAUAAGCUUCAGGAGCUAAAGAAAUAUGGCCAGCCCAUUCAAAUGAAGUAUGUGGAGCAUGAAGAGAGGCCCAAAGCUUUAAACGACUUGGGCAAAAAGAUUCAGCUUGUCCUGAAAGUGAUAGAAGCACACAGAAACAAGGAUGAAAGGUAUGAUCAUUUGGAUCCUGCUGAAAUGGAAAAAGCUGAAAAGUACAUCAGUGACUCCAUGAAUUGGUUGAACAGUAAGAUGAAUGCACAGAACAAAUUAAGUCUUACUCAAGAUCCUGUGGUAAAAGUAUCAGAAAUAGUUGCAAAGUCAAAGGAACUGGAUAAUUUCUGUAACCCCAUCGUUUAUAAGCCCAAACCAAAAGUAGAAGUUCCUGAAGACAAAGCAAAAGCUAACAGUGAACACAAUGGACCAAUGGAUGGACAGAGUGGUACAGAGACCAACCCAGAUCCAGCAAAAGGCAGCUCACAGCACACUGAGUCUGGAGAGAUGGACGUGGACUAAGUUCAUGUACUUCCAACAGUGGGAUAACUACAGGGUCCAUUCACCCUUUACACCCGGUACACACAACAUAUGUUCAGUUGUUCUUAACUACUUUUGUCAUUUGUUUUUUGGAGUAGUUUUGAAAAGUGUCUGUAUUGAGUGCACUGUUGAUGCCCAUUGCUGCUGUGAAGCUUUAGCUGAAUAUAGAUGUACAAAUGAGUUUGAGCUCUUCUCACAUACUUUGUGUCAGUAUGCAGGACUGCUAUGUAGUCGGAAUCCAUCUCCCUUAGUCACAGCUUGUACUUGCAUAGCCCUCAGCUCCUCUAUGCAGGAAGGGAUACUGCAUUGCUCUUUGGUUGCAGAGACAGGGGGUUGAAUACAUUGUUAUUGUGAAAAAAAUUGAAUUUCAUGUGGUUUAGAGCCACCAGCACUGACCUUUUCCUAGUUUCCAUAUUGUUAUCAUUUAAAUAUUAAAACAAAUGAGAGGUUCUGACAUACUAGUCCAUCUCACUGGCGCGCCUCAAGAACUCCAGUCUUGUUAUCACAUAAAUGAACUUAAUGAGUCAGAAACAGUGCACAGUUUGACAUUCAGAUGACACCAGCAUUUGCUGCUUUUGUUAGUAGAAUGGAUUGAUGUUUUCUCAGAGUAACUUUUCACUUGAAACUGUUGAUUUACUUGUCCUAAAGACCAGCUGCUGCUACACCAACUCUAAGCCUAUACCUUCAUGUUUUGGGGAAGCACUGUUGACCUGUUUAGAUGUGCACCUGGGUUGCUGACAGGCUUAGUUCAGUUUUUAUAGUUGUGUUGGUUUUCUUAAUUGAUUUGUGUUAAUAAUACCUUAAUCUGGGGUAGGGGGAAAUUGCACACUGCAUUGCAUUAUAUAUACCUAUCACUGAUUUAAUGUUCCAAUGUAGAUAGGCACUAUUAAAUAAGCAGUAAUUCCUGAAAAGGAGUACCUGUACAAUAAGUCUUAGAAAAUGAUGCUUGUAAUAAACAUAACUGUGUUACAUCAGUAGGUAAAAUACAUAAUGUUACAUAGUGUAAUAUGAUAUGAUGUGAUUAAAUUAUAGUUCCUGCUGUUAAAUUGCCUUUUGAAACUUG
Molecule: messenger RNA, 3783 nt
Organism: Peromyscus maniculatus bairdii (prairie deer mouse)
Lineage: Eukaryota; Metazoa; Chordata; Mammalia; Rodentia; Cricetidae
Gene: Hspa4l
Product: heat shock protein family A (Hsp70) member 4 like
Biological process (GO): protein folding
Cellular component (GO): cytosol; nucleus
Molecular function (GO): ATP-dependent protein folding chaperone; ATP binding
Source: RefSeq, a predicted model, not a curated record